AUGCCAAAAACGGAUGUUCUCAUAUCCGGUUCCGGUUCAGCUGGUGUCUUCGCAGCAACUUGGCUGGCAAUCUACAAUAUCCCAUUUACGAUUCUGGAGCGACGUCCUGGUCCACUAAAGAUCGGUCAAGCAGAUGGCGUUCAGGUGCGCACAGUAGAGAUUUACGAGUCAUUUGGUCUAUCGGAGGAUUUGUUGCGUGAGGCAUACCAUAUCCUGGAAGUGUGCUUCUGGGGUGUCGAUGAAGAUGGCAAUGGCAAUGAGCAGGGCGGCAUCAAGAGGAAGAGUAGAUCAAUCGAUACGGAGAAGGGCCUGAGUCAUUUACCGCAUGUGAUCUUGAACCAAGCGCGCAUGAACGGACUCAUGCUGGGAAAGAUGGAGACCAUCUUGAAAGAGCAGGGAAGAUGGAGAGAAGGUACGAGCAACGGGAUCGAAUACGGCUGGGCCGUCAAGAGCGUGGAAAUAGACGAGAAGAGAAAGCAUGAUCCGAACGCGCAUUGCGUCAAAGUGACCGCUGAGAAAGAUGGCAAGGAGGAAGUCUGGGAAGCGAAAUACGUCUUAGGCUGCGAUGGCGCGCAUUCCACCAUUCGCAAAGCCCUCGACAUCCGCAUGCUCGGCGACUCUUCCGAUACCGUUUGGGGCGUCAUGGACAUCUACCCACUUACAACCUUCCCCGACAUCCGCCGCAAAUGCACGAUACACAGCACCGCCGGGAACCUCAUCAUCAUUCCCCGCGAGGGUGGUCAAUUAGUCCGGUUCUACAUCCAGCUUCCCGCCGGCACGCAGCCCAAGACAGUGAAAUUGACCGACUUGCAAAACCAGACUCGUAGAAUUUUUGCACCGUAUACCAUGGACUUUGUUGAUGUCUUCUGGUGGAGUGCAUACAGUAUUGGUCAGCGCCUUGCUGAAGUGUUUCAUGCGCAUAACCGCGUCUUUUUGACGGGCGAUGCGUGUCAUACGCAUUCGCCGAAGGCAGGUCAGGGGAUGAAUGUGUCCCUCCAAGAUGGAUACAAUAUUGGCUGGAAGCUUGGCUCCGUUCUUUCUGGUCUUUCACCUCCUUCCCUACUGUCGACAUACAUCACCGAGCGCAGCAAGACGGCAGCUGACCUCAUUGCUUUUGACAAAGAGCUAGCAAAGAUGAUCAGCAGGAAAGACCGGUAUGAAGGCGAGUUUGCGGACUACUUUAGGAAGAGUGGAAGUGAUGGGAGGUGGCGCGUCGUGGUGUUUGGAGGGGAUGUCAACCAAGCGCAGCAUCGCGAGCGACUGGCCAAGUUGGCGAAAGCACUCGAAGCAAUCGCAUGCAGAUAUACACCUGCUGGAAAACACAUCGACGGUGUCAUCGAGACAAUCCUCAUAUUGAGCAGCAAAUUUGCGGGAACUGAACAAGAAAGCAUACCGGACUACUUCUGGCCAAAGAGCGGAAAGUGGAAUAUACGCGAUCUUCACAAGACGUUCGUUGAUGAUGAUCAUUACAACUCCGGUCACGGACAUGCCUACGAGAAGUACGGUGUGAGCCCCGAUGUGGGCGCAGUCAUCAUUGUGAGACCUGAUCAAUAUGUAUCCAAAGUCACGACCUUGACCGACUUCGACGGCAUCGCUGGCUUCUUUGCAGACUGCUUGGUCGAACAGGCGUCCACACUGGUUGCGGGCGCAUCCGCGAAGUUAUGA
Molecule: messenger RNA, 1665 nt
Organism: Alternaria ventricosa
Lineage: Eukaryota; Fungi; Ascomycota; Dothideomycetes; Pleosporales; Pleosporaceae
Exons: 5
Coding region: 1-1665 (554 amino acids)
Molecular function (GO): FAD binding
Source: RefSeq, a predicted model, not a curated record